Molecule: messenger RNA, 1833 nt
Organism: Platichthys flesus (European flounder)
Lineage: Eukaryota; Metazoa; Chordata; Actinopteri; Pleuronectiformes; Pleuronectidae
Product: transcription factor HES-2-like
Exons: 2
Coding region: 1-456 (151 amino acids)
Biological process (GO): regulation of transcription by RNA polymerase II; anterior/posterior pattern specification; regulation of neurogenesis
Cellular component (GO): nucleus
Molecular function (GO): RNA polymerase II cis-regulatory region sequence-specific DNA binding; protein dimerization activity; DNA-binding transcription factor activity, RNA polymerase II-specific
Source: RefSeq, a predicted model, not a curated record
AUGAAGGCAGCAGAGAUCAGAUUGUCUCUACACAGACCUCUACAGCACAGAGAUCCACACAUGGCUCCUACAAUCACUGCAGCAAUGACCAACUCUCAGGAGCAUCUGACUCGGAGCCACAAGCUCAGAAAGCCUCUGGUGGAGAAGUUACGCAGAGAGCGAAUCAACAGCAGCAUCGAGCUGCUCAAGUCUCUCCUGGGUCCAGAGUUCCUCAACCAGCAGCCAGACUCCAAGCUGGAGAAAGCAGACAUCCUGGAGAUGACCGUUUGCUUCAUGACACAGCUGCUGCAGCAGAACCAGCAGCAGAGAAGACUGAUGAAGCACGUCAACAAGCUGCAGUCUUCCUCUGAGGAGAAGCUGAGAGAGGCUGACUUCUCUCCUCUGAGCUCCACAGUCCACAGCAGCAUCACCAAGGACAAGAGUCCAGUCAGCAGCGCCCCCUGGAGGCCGUGGUAGACUCCUACACACUGGAGUCACCAGCAGACAAACUGGGACGAGCUCAGUGGUCAGAGACGACUGGAAAUGAAUUCCAUGAAAUGUAAGGACUUGUUCUUCUGUAUGAACAGAAACAUGUAUUUGUGUGUUGGACGUUUCCUGAGGAAAUAAGCAACAAUAUCUUUCAAGUGAAGAAAGAAAACCUCUUGUCAUGCAUGUUGCAUGAAUCACAUCUGACUGCAUCAGCAGUUAUUAUCACCCCUCACUGUGUCAGUGAUGUAUCAUCACAUGGUUUGUUACCUGUUGAUUAACUUUGAUCUUUGCUGGGAAAACAUCUAAAUGUUCUUUUUGUGGACGUGUUUUCAUCAGGAUUUUAACUUUGAAUUUCUCUGUUCAGUCAAAAAUGAUCUGUUUUAAGAUCCAAACGUUUAUUUCAUUUUCUUUCUGAACGAGAACAUCUUGUCAUGCAUGUUGCAUGAAUCCCAUCUGACUGCAUCAGCAGUUAUUAUUGUACCUCACUGUAUCAGUGAUUUAUCAUUACAUGAUAACAUGUAUUCAUAUUUUACCUCACUGUACUUCAUGUUUGAAGAGAAAACAGUGGAAACAUUUUAAUAUGUUUCAUUAAUAUUGAUCGUUUUGAUCAGAAACCUUAACCUUCUCUUUGUUUACAUAGUUAAUCAUUGAUUUUAAUCACUUUGAUUACUUCAUCAUUUGUUGUGUUGUGCAUCAACAAAUACUGAAACUGAAUUCUAUUGAAUUUAAGGACUUGUUCUUCUGUAUGACCAGAAGGACAUUUAAAUACUAAAUGUGUUCAAACUCUCCUUUGGAGAAAAAUGUGCUUUUCCUAAGGAAAAGGUAAAUAUGGAAACUUCAUCUUUCACAUUGAGAAAGAACAUUAUUAAUUCAUGUUUAAUGAAAGUUUAUAUUUCUCUGCAUUUGUAUGAGAUGACCUUGUACUAAUUAUGUAUCUUUGAUCAUUUUGAUCAAACUGACUUAGUGUCAUAUUUGUUAAUCACUUUGAUUAGUUAAUAUUGAUCUGUUUUAGGAUCUAUAUGCUUUUCUAUCCUUUAAUCCAAAAGGUGUGUAAAUCUGCUGCUGUGGCAGUGAACUGUUUACUUUAAUGAAAGUGACCUUUACACUCACCUGAUCUGUUCUAGGGUCAGUUUGUUCCACCUCAGCUUUUAUAUGAAGCGUAAAUGUUGAUUUUAAUAAUGUUUUAUAUUAAGAUGAAUGUCAACUGUUUGUGUCUUUUGUAAAGACCCAUGUUCCUCCACUCAGUUUGAGUGCAGCGUGACUUGGAGACGCUGCCAAGUUGUUGUCGUGAUGCAUCAUCACAUGUUUCUGCUCUGGAUGAAAAUGUCAUCAUUACGUUUGUCAAUAAACCAAAACAUAAUCGAA